AUGUUUUUUUUUCAGUCCAGGAAAUGUUGGAUUGAAGAAACCUUUUGUAAGAGAGACUGUGUGAAAUUUAUCCCAGCAACCCGAGAUCUCCACAGAUGCUCUCCUGUGUGUCAAGUAUGCCAAAACUUAAUCAGGUGCUGCUGUGGCCGUCUGAUUGGGGAGCACAGUGCGUUGGACCCAGCUCCACCCCUGCAACCCCCGGGCGAGUUAAGAACAGAGGAAGAGUGGUCGAUCGAACGGCACACUCGAGCCAGCCCCACAGACGCCUUUGGAACCAUUGACUUUCAGGACGGCAGCCGCUCCUGCCGUGCUAAGUACCUGCGUCUGUCAUGUGACGCAAAGCCAGAGCAGCUGCUGCAGCUGAUGCUGAGACACUGGAAGAUGGACCUGCCCAAGCUGGUCAUCUCUGUCCAUGGCGGCACAGAGAACUUUGACCUCCCGCUCAGGGUGCGCCAGACCUUCAGCAAAGGCCUGAUAAAGGCCGCAGAGACCACAGGGGCCUGGAUAGUGACAGAGGGAAUCAACACAGGCGUAUCGCGAUACGUGGGGGACGCGGUGAAACUACAUGGAACUCAUAACCUCCGGAAGAGGUACACUGUUGGGAUUGCUCCCUGGGGGGUCAUUGAGAAUCACAGCGACCUCAUGGGAAAAGAUGUGAUUAGACCCUACCAGACGCUGGGGAACCCCCUGAGCAAGAGGACCUGCCUGAACGGCCUGCACUCUCACUUCCUGCUGGUGGAUGACGGUACCGUGGGGAAGUAUGGAGGCCAGCUGGAGCUCCGGCGGGGGCUGGAGGCACACCUCCAGCUCCAGAAGAUUCACCCCAGGCUGACCCAGGGGGUACCUGUUGUGUGUGCGCUGGUGGAGGGAGGCCCGGGAAUGGUCUCCCUGGUACUGGAGUACGUGAGGAGUACGCCACCUGUGCCAGUGAUCAUCUUUGAGGGCACUGGGCGGGCAGCAGACAUCCUGGCGUUCGUGCACAAACAGACCAAUGACAACAGACAACUGGAUACAGAUAUCAAGGAGGAUGUCCUUCUGAGGGUACAGAACACUUUCUGCCUGGGGAAGGCUGAGUCCGAUCACCUGUAUGGACUCCUGAUGGAAUGCAUGGACUUCAGAGAUUCAAUAACAAUCUUUGACUCCGAAUCGGCAGAGCAGCAAGACUCAGACACAGCGAUUCUGACUGCUUUAUUUAAAGGUACUAAAAUGCCUGCCCCUGACCAGCUGAGCACUGCACUAGCGUGGGACAGAGUGGACAUUGCAAAGAAACACGUUCUGGUCUAUGGACAGCACUGGAAGGUGGGUUCCCUGGAGCAGGCCAUGCUGGAUGCUCUGGUGAUGGACCGUGUCAGCUUUGUCAAUCUGCUGAUCGAAAACGGGAUGACCAUGAACCGCUUCUUGACUGUGUCUCGGCUAGAGGAGCUCUAUAACACGCAGCAAGGACCAGCUAAUAAUUUGCUCUAUCAUCUUGUGAAAGAGGUGAAACAGAGCUAUCUGCCUGUGGGGUAUCGGGUCUCACUGAUUGACGUGGGCCUGGUGAUCGAGUACCUGAUUGGUGGUGCCUAUCGUAGCACAUACACUCGGAAGCAUUUCCGUGCCAUCUACAACCGUCUACAUGGCCAAAGAAAGGUAUGGAAUGCCCUGAACUCUCCCAGCAUGCAGCUGGAAAACGAGGUCGCAGCUGUGCCCCGCCCUCACUUCUUCCGCACGGCGCAACCAUACAAACGCAAGGAGAAAGGCGUUUUCACUCCAAAAUCUCGGUUGAAUAAAAAGGCCGAGUUGAACGACUCCCAGCUGUUUGUGUACAACUUCAACGACCUGUUUGUGUGGGCAGUGCUGAUGAGGCGCCAGCAGAUGGCGCUGUUCCUGUGGCAGCAUGGGGAGGAGGCCAUGGCCCGUGCGGUGGUGGCCUGCAAGCUGUACCGGACAAUGGCCUACGAAGCCAAACAGAGCAACAUGGGCGACAGCGCUGCUGAGGAGCUCAAGACCUACUCACUGGAGUUUGGACAGCUGGCUGUUGACCUCCUGGACAACGCCUUCAGACAGAACGAGAGGAUGGCCAUGAAGUUGCUGACCUAUGAGAUGAAGGACUGGAGCAACUUCACCUGCCUGCAGAUGGCGGUGUCCUCCGGGCUGCGGCCCUUUGUCUCCCACACCUGCACGCAGAUGCUGCUGACAGACCUGUGGAUGGGGAGACUGAACAUGAGGAAGAACUCCUGGUUCAAGAUAAUACUGAGCAUUAUGUUGCCUCCCACUAUUUUGAUGCUGGAGUUCAAAAGCCAGGCUGAGAUGUCCCAUGUACCCCAGCCCCAGGAGGCCCUGCAGUUUGGCUGGGACACCGGAGGUCCAGGAGCAGGAGACAGCGGACGCACAGGCGUGAGUCACUUUGAUGUGGAAAAAGGCCACAAGAAUGCCAUCCACAACCCAGAUGUUGCAUCGCAUGGAAUUCUCUGGACGAGAAAGGUCUACGAGUUCUACAACGCCCCAGUUGUUAAAUUCUGGUUCCAUUCGAUGGCCUACCUCGGCUUUCUCAUGCUGUAUUCCUACACUGUGUUGGUUAAGAUGAGUCCCCAGCCAAGCUCCCAGGAAUGGCUGGUCAUCAUUUAUAUCUUCACCACCGCAGUCGAGAAAGUGAGAGAGGUCUUUAUGUCGGAACCACGAAAACUGAGCAUGAAGCUGAAGGUGUGGUUCAGCGAGUACUGGAACAUGAACGACUUCAUCGCCAUCGUUCUCUUCCUGAUCGGGUUUGGCUUGCGUUGGCAAGACGACCCUUUUCAGACUGCUGGUCGCAUUGUGUACUGCCUGGACAUCAUCUUCUGGUACGUGCGGCUUUUGGACCUUUUUGCCGUCAACCAGCACGCAGGACCAUACCUGACCAUGAUCACCAAAAUGACUACGAACAUGUUUUACAUUGUGGUGAUGAUGGCCAUCGUCCUGCUGAGUUUCGGGGUGUCCAGGAAAGCAAUCCUCUCCCCCGAGGAACCCCCCUCUUGGAGUCUGGCCAAGGAUGUGGUGUUUCAGCCGUACUGGAUGAUGUUUGGAGAAGUGUACGCUGGGGAAAUUGAUGCUUGUGCAGAGCAGAAGCCAUGUCCCCCUGGAGCCUUCAUUACUCCCUUCCUACAGGCAGUGUACCUUUUCUUCCAGUACAUCAUAAUGGUCAACAUCCUGAUAGCCUUCUUCAACAAUGUGUACUUUGACAUGAAGUCCAUAUCGAACAAGCUCUGGAAAUACAACCGCUAUCGAUACAUAAUGACCUAUCAGGAGAAGCCCUGGCUCCCACCGCCCUUUAUCCUCCUCAGUCACCUGACCCUGUGCCUCUCCUCCAUCCACCGGCACCAGAGGAGGAAGUCAGAGCAGGAAGCCGAGUCUGGACUGAAGCUGUACUUGUGUCAAGAGGACCUGAAGAAGCUACACGACUUUGAGGAGCAGUGUGUCACCAUUUACUUUCACCGCAAGGAUGAAAACCUACACUGCAGUCAGGAGAACAGGAUUAAAUCUACAACCGAGACGGCAGAAGAAAUGUGCGGCCAGCUGCAGGAAGUGUCAGAGAAGGUCCACUUCAUCAAGGACACGCUGCAGUCACUGGACAGCCAGCUGGGUCACCUCCAGGACAUGUCGGCGCUGGUGGUGGACACCCUGGGGGUCAUCUCGGCCUCGGACAGCCUGCAGGUGGAGGAGGCCCUGCUGGGCCAGGGUCGGCCCCUUGCCAGCUCCCAUCGGCAGCUCCCCCACAGCUGGAGCCACGUAGGUCACAUGACCCCUGUCACAGACGGCCUCUGCACGGUACCCCAGAAGCAGUACUGCAGCACCCCGCCCUCCCUGCUUCGCUGCCUCGUCCACGCCAGCCGCAGGCCGUCGCUGGACCGGCGCUGGGCUGAUGGACAGGACUGCGGUGCCUCCCAGGGAGCUCAGAGUGUGGAUGUCAAGGAGCUCGACAGAAACGGGCCAGAGCCCCCAGCCACACCCUGCUCGGAUACCCCACCUCUCAGUUUCCGGCACACUCAUGGCCACGCCUUUCUCCCACACCUAGGGAGCAGGGAGAGGAUCUCCCUGGACCAGAGGGGCAGCCACCCUCUGUGCACCAGCGAGCCCCCUGAACAUUUCUACUCCAGACCCUGGAUCUAUGACUCCCACCUCCCCCCAAGCCAGGAGGACACUAUGGAGGAGGAAGAGGACAGAGAGGGAGAGGAGGAAGAAAAGGAAGAAGAGGAUGAGGAAGGAGAGAGAGAGGAGGGUGAAUCAGCGUUUGACUCCGACACACCCAGGGCCUUUAGCCACACCUUACUGCUGUUGGAUUCUCGUUGUGAGAGUGGUAUCAGGGGGUUUGUUAACCCCGCCUUCUGUGAGGACAAGGUGCCAGGAAUUGGCCCACCAGGGCAGGGCCUGCACAGUAGGACGUGCUCCCGGUUGGCUUGCAUGUGCCAUGAGAUCCCAGGGCCUCAGCCGCGAAAGUGCUGGUCCCUCUCUGCCAGUUUGGAGAGCUUGGGCCAUCCCCCCAAACCGCCUCGCUCCUCUGUUCUGCCACUCGACACCCAUCUGGACAGAAACAGCUGGGAAGGAGGGCGGAGUCACAGCUUGUUGUCCCCGGGAGCUGAUACGCUCCUUGACUCCAGCCAAAACAAAGAACUGUCUAAAUCAUCCGAAAUAUAUCCGUCAAAGAGACCAGGAAACAAAAAGAAAACACACAGCAGAAAGACUGUUAAAAUUCAAGAGAGUGAUGAAAACGUUUGUGGGAGAGGAAGCGACGGUCAUCUCCACCACUCCCAGGGGCUGCUGGAGCCCUGCUGGAAGAGGAGGCUGAGAGGAGACGAUGCAAUGCGCAGGAACUGGUCGGCCUCGGCCAGUCUCACGCAGCUGAAUUCCGAGCAAAUGGAUUUGACGCAGAAAUGCGGGUUUCCCGUCCAGGAGUCUCUGGGUGUCUCCCCAUCUGUCUGGAGCAGCUGGGCCAAAUCCCUCAGCCGCAGAUCCUCGGUGCAGAGUGCGAUUGGAUUGGACACUAAGAGCUCCACCUUUGAGGACCUCGACCCUCAUUACUCAGCGGUGGAGAGGAACAACCUGAUGAGACUGGCUCACACGAUACCGUUCACUCCCAUCUCUCUGCUAGCCGGGGAGGAAGUGAGCGUCUACAGCCUGGAGGAGUCCCUGGUGGCGGAGCUGGGUUCAGGGGAGCCCUCCUGGUCGCAGCGUGGCCUGACCGCGCUGCUGCAGCCUCUGUCCCACGAGGAGAUGGACGGGGGUCUGCGCAGGGCCACGCGGGUGGUCUGCACCUGGGCCGAGGGGGACAUCCUGAAGCCAGGGAGCGUCUACAUCAUCAAGGCCUUCCUCCCCGAGGUGGUUGAGGCCUGGCAGAGGACCUUCCCCGGCAACACACUGCUGCAUCUCUGCCUCAGGGAAAUCCAACAACAGCGAGCAGCACAGAAACUCAUGCACAUAUUCAACCAAAUCAAACCCCAUAGUAUCCCAUAUUCUCUCAGGUUCCUGGAUGUGUAUCUCCUGCACUGGCACUCCCAGGACCAGUGGCUCACCAUCGAGAGGAACAUGAGCGGGGACUUCAGGAAGUACAACAACAGCACGGGCGAGGAGGUCGCCCCCUGCUGCCUGCUGGAGGAGACUGCUCUGGCCUUCUCGCACUGGACAUACCAAUACACCAGAGGAGAGCUCCUGGUCCUGGAUCUACAAGGGGUGGGGUCAGACCUGACAGAUCCAGCAGUCAUCAGGUUGGAUAAUACAAGCUCACCUGGUGACACGGUGUUCGGACCGGCCAGCCUCGGGGAUGACACUAUCCAGAGCUUUGUCCGGAAGCACAUAUGCAACUCCUGCUGUGCCAAGCUGCAUCUGUCAGAUUUGAGGAGGAGCAACGCCUCGCCGGGAAAAAUAAACCCUGCCUUUGAAGAGGACAGUGCGGUGAUAAUGACCCGGCUUUGACCCCUGACCUGGAAGCAGAACUGGAAUCCAGUGAAAAUGAAUACUGGAACUUCUUUUUGAUUAGUCUGGGUUCACUCUCAGAGUGGGUUGCUUCUGUCCAGCUUUAUCAGCUAAACUGAGCCAUGUUAAAAGCUGAUUGUAGCGGC
This is a messenger RNA of Megalops cyprinoides (Indo-Pacific tarpon), 6071 nucleotides long. RefSeq names its product transient receptor potential cation channel, subfamily M, member 6 (gene trpm6). The transcript has 38 exons. Gene Ontology annotation, molecular function: protein serine/threonine kinase activity; ATP binding; monoatomic cation channel activity. Lineage: Eukaryota; Metazoa; Chordata; Actinopteri; Elopiformes; Megalopidae. Gene Ontology annotation, cellular component: apical plasma membrane. Gene Ontology annotation, biological process: monoatomic cation transmembrane transport; protein tetramerization; protein phosphorylation. Bases 1 to 5925 code for a protein of 1974 amino acids. The record is from RefSeq and is a predicted model, not a curated record.